Messenger RNA from Lodderomyces orthopsilosis Co 90-125, 594 nucleotides. RefSeq lists its product as uncharacterized. Bases 1 to 594 code for a protein of 197 amino acids. The transcript has a single exon. The record is from RefSeq and is a predicted model, not a curated record. NCBI's taxonomy places the organism in Eukaryota, Fungi, Ascomycota, Pichiomycetes, Serinales, Debaryomycetaceae.
AUGACAAAUACUCCACCUCCUACUCCAACUAGUACGACACUCUUUACCACCCGCGACUAUCGUGGCGCCACAAUCGAAGACUUGAAUAUUCCCCAAGCAAUAUCCACCAACCCUACCUCAUCAAUAUACGAUGCCAUUGAAAUUGGUUACGAAUACGAAUUUACUUAUUUACCAGUUAUACACGAGUUGAACAAACGAUUGUUGGGGGUUGUCAACUUAGAACAAUUCAAAAAUGCCACUCCACAACUGAACCAAAACCAAAGCUUAAAUCACGAAGGAAAAGAACCAAUUGUAUUUAAUCACAUGUUAUGGUUCAAUCCAUCAACUAAACGCAAAUAUGAACAUGAUAUCUUACAUAAAGGGAAUAAAGCAAGUGAUACUGUGAGCAGGACCACUCCCAAAACCAUGAUUUUGAAACCUAGAGGUAAACGAUACAGUGUUUUGACUCCAUAUAGUCCCUUGGAAGACUUGGCUUCAUUUUUCAAUAGGGGAAAUUAUUUUGCUAUAAUUACUAAUGAUCUGGGUAAUUUCGUAUAUGGAGUGGUUACUCCACAAGAUUUACUCAAGUAUGAACAAAGUCGACCAAAGUUGUAA